UUAAGGUCCCAAGCAUAUAACUUGUAGAGUUUUAUCUUCUCUGUUUAUACAUUUGCAUGUAUUAUUUGCUUAUAUAUAUAACAUAUAUUUCUCUGAAUUGAAUUCAAGAAUCUUGCUUUUCAACUAAAUCAGUCGAGGGGCUUAAGAGGCGGUGGUUCAGUUUUUAAAACAUGAACAAUGCAACAAAGCCAAGAAUGAGAUCCAUGUUCAAUUUGGCUUAUGAUAGAGGUUGAAACUAUAGAGCUUGUUUCAUUAUUUUGAGGGGUUUUUUAAUUUUUUAUUUUUUGCUUGUCCAUGGAAGAAAAUAUGGAUGUUGUAAGGGGGAAGGAGAAGAAAAAAUCUGUACUCAAGAAAUUAGAGAGUUAUCUGUCUAUGAAUAGACAGGCAAAAUCUUCGACGAAUAUUAAGUUUUCCAAGAGUACAUCGUGGGACUGCAGCAAAGCUAAGGCUUCAGCUUCAUCCAAAGACGAGAAAAGGCUCAAAGCGAAGCACCAAGUGGCUCCAAAUGGUUGUUUCUUCGUGUAUGUUGGACCGGAAAAACAAAGGUUCGUGAUCAAGAUUGAGUACGCGAAUCACCCUUCGUUCAAAAUGUUGCUUGAGGAUGCUGAAGUGGAAUACGGAUUCAAUAGUGAAGGCCCUUUAAUGCUUCCAUGUGAUGUCGAUCUUUUCUGGAAAGUUUUAGCUGAAAUGGAUAGAGGUGAAGAGACUAAUCAUUCUUGUGGUGGUUUCGCGUAUGGCUCGUGUAGUCCCUUUAGUCCUGCUCGGGGCUCAAGGAGAACUUCGUAUAGCCUUCUUACACCCCCGCGAUUGCUCAAGAUAAAUCACUUUUGAGUGUGCUUAAAUGAGUAAUAUCAUGUGUAGAUAAUCUGUGUGCUUGAGUUGCUGGUGCAUUAUAGUUUUCUUGAUUUUCUUGAUGGCCUUUUACCGAAUGAAGA
This is a messenger RNA of Olea europaea var. sylvestris, 935 nucleotides long. Its product is annotated as auxin-responsive protein SAUR32-like. The transcript has a single exon. NCBI's taxonomy places the organism in Eukaryota, Viridiplantae, Streptophyta, Magnoliopsida, Lamiales, Oleaceae. The record is from RefSeq and is a predicted model, not a curated record. Gene Ontology annotation, biological process: response to auxin. Bases 295 to 831 code for a protein of 178 amino acids.